Molecule: messenger RNA, 6903 nt
Organism: Danaus plexippus (monarch butterfly)
Lineage: Eukaryota; Metazoa; Arthropoda; Insecta; Lepidoptera; Nymphalidae
Gene: Mcr
Product: CD109 antigen
Exons: 33
Coding region: 261-5642 (1793 amino acids)
Cellular component (GO): extracellular region
Molecular function (GO): protein binding; endopeptidase inhibitor activity
Source: RefSeq, a predicted model, not a curated record
AUUGUCACGGGCGUGGUGUCUACUGCGGUUGCGCCGAGCAAGUUUUGGCUUUGGUUGAAUUUUUUGUGUUAAGUGUAAUGUGAACAGUAACGGAAUAUUUUUGUCCGCUGAAAUAAUUUUUAACUAAUUAAUUUCAUUAUAAUAUAAAAAUAAUUGUUUAUGAAUAAAAUAAUUUUGUAUCUUGUCCAAAAUAUAACAAAGCUAGGCGUUUCCAUGGGCGUUAACUUCAAGUUAGGCCUGUGAAUUUAAAAGACUGAGCUAUGAAUCUCAAAGUGAUAUCAAUAUUAUUAUUUAUAAUAACAAAUGCAACAUGGGCUCAAGACUAUUCAUCUCAAACAUACAAACCUGACUACCAAGUGAACCCAACAAACAAUUAUCUCAACACCAACGAUCCAAAAUAUGACAAUCCGUAUGAUCCUAACAGAAGAUUCUCAAAUCGUAAUCAAUACGAUAUAAAUCGUAAUCCGUACAGUACCGAGCAAAGAUACAAUCAGUACGACCGUAAUGACCUAGGGACCAAUCAGAAUCCAUAUAAGACAGAUACUGGAAGACAGACUUACGACACCAGUAGAACAUACAGUACUUCAUACACGGGAGCGGAGUUGGAACAUGAUAGUGUUAUUAUAAAUGAAGCCACCUAUUUCAUUGUUGCAUCUCGAAUGAUCCGGCCGGGGCAAAUAUAUAAGAUCUCAGCUAACAUUCUGAAAGCUCGUCUCCAGAUGACGAUCAGAGCAUCCAUCUCAUGUAACGGUGUGGAAAUAGCUGAUGUUAUAGAGAGAGUGAAGGAAGGUGUUCCUGAGGUUUUGAAUAUGAGGGUGCCCGCUACAACGGUGCCGGGAGACUACAGGCUGCGCGUGGAAGGUCUCUACCUGGACGAUCCAUUUGGAGGGAGAGCUUUCGUUAACGAAACAAAAUUGACUUUCUCACAGAGAUUCAUGACCAUCUUCAUACAGAUGGACAAGCCGGUGUACAUGCAGUCGCAGACUGUUAAGUUCCGUGUGAUUCCAAUCAACACGGAGUUGAAGGCGUUCGGCCGAGCCAUCGACGUCUUCAUACUGGAUCCCAACAAGCGUAUCAUGAAGAGGUGGCUCUCCAGACAGAGUAACUUUGGUACGGUGAGCCUGCAGUAUCCCCUGUCGGACCAGCCUGUGUUCGGUGACUGGACGGUGAGGGUGGAGGCGCUGGGGCAGAGAGAGGAGGCCAGCUUCCUCGUGGAGGAGUACUAUCAGACCAGGUUUGAGGUGAACGUGACUAUGCCGGCCUUCUUCUUCAACACGGACGGGUUCAUCCACGGUCGCGUGAUGGCCAACUACACGUCGGGCGCUCCUGUGCGGGGCAACCUCACCCUGCGCGCCACCCUGCGGCCGGUGCCGUCGUACAGGCCGAGACAGCAACACAGAUACAACACACAACGUCCGAACUACAAUCCCUACUUAUACAACGAGACGGAGCAGUACGACCAGGGACAGGAGGAUAGACGCUGGCAGCUCAACCACCGACCCGGGCAGCCCAACCAGCUCGACCAUCCCGACUGGUGGUAUGACACGCAGAAGGUCGUCUCCAGGGUGUUUAACUUUGAUGAGGAGUUCCCGUUCUGGAUGCCGAAACCAGACCCUGUUGAGAUCGCACAAAUUAAUAUGAACAUCAACAACAACAACAACAACAUGAACAACAUGAACAACUACCCAACAACUACAUCAUAUAAUAAUUAUUACAACAAUCCCUACAACGACAAGCUGCCUUAUUUAAGAUUUUUCAACGGCACGUACGACUUCAAGUACCCGAUGUCGGAGCUGGCGCAGCUGGUGCCGUCGUUGGAGGGCGUGGAGGUGAUCGUGACGGCGACCGUGGGCGACCCGUUCCUGGACGAGGUGGUGGAGGGCUACAGCGUCGCCCGCAUCUUCAACUCCUCGCUGGCCGUCACCUUCCUCGGCGGGGAGCUGCAAGUCUUCAAGCCGCAUAUGCCUUUUGAUGUUUAUAUGGCGGUGUCUUUCCACGACGGGUCUCGUCUCCCGUGGUGGCUGGCUCGGGGCGCGGUUCUGUCCGUGUCGGCGUCGCUGGAGGGCCGCGGCGGUGCCAUCGAAGUGCCGCGGCCGUCGCUGGUGCCGGGGGACACCGCCGUGUGGCAUCUCAAACUAGACCUUUAUAAGCUCCUCAAACUGGACAACGACCCCAACUACCGCGAGGUGUUGAACGGCAUCACCGGAGUCCGUCUGUCGGCGUCGCUGGUGGACGCUUCGGGAGGCCGAGCCACCGCUGACGCACACUUCGUCGCCCACCAGAGCCCUAACCAUCACCACCUCCGAGUGUCCACAUCAACUACAGACGCCAGGGUGGGCGAGUACAUCGUCUUCCACGUGCAAAGUAACUUCUACAUGGAGUCGUUCAACUACGUCGUCAUGUCCAAGGGAAUCAUUCUGACGAGUGGACAAGAAAUGAUGCAGGAGGGUGUGCGUACAUUUUCGGUGGGCGUGAGCGCUGAGAUGGCUCCCGUGGGCACGCUGGUCGUGUGGGCGCAUCGCAGACGAGCGCUCGUUCUGGCCGACUCCAUCACAUUCCCCGUUAAUGGCAUUUCCACUAACAACUUCACGGUGCACAUCAACAACCGUAAGCACCGUACAGGCGAGCGCGUGGAGGUGGCCAUCUACGGUGAGCCGGGGGCGUACGUCGGCCUGUCCGGCAUCGACCACGCCUUCUACACCAUGCAGGCCGGCAACGAACUCACCUACGCUAAGGUGUUAUCGAAGAUGUCUCAUUUCGACGAGUCCACUAACGGCACGUUCUCGUACACGUGGCGCUCGCACUUCGGUGACGCGGACGAGCUGGUGUACUUCCCCUCCGCCAGCUUCGGCAUCGACGCCAACAGGACAUUCGAAUACGUGGGUCUGAUAGUGCUGAGCGACGUGCCGGUGUGGCGGCGGCCGUCCCCCUGCAACUCGUCCUUGGGUCUCGGCGAGUGUCUGGACGGCUCCUGCUACCCUCUCGCCAAGCGGUGUGACGGCAGCCCGGACUGCGCCGACCGCACCGACGAGGCUAACUGUCAGCGCGAGGACUCAUUCGAGCUGUCCCACUUCCGCAAGUUCCGGUUUAACCGCAUCCAGCGCCAGUACGACAACGCGUGGCUGUGGCGGGACGUGAACAUCGGCCCGCACGGCCGGUACGUGUUCACGGCGGACGUGCCCGCCGCGCCCGCGCACUGGACGAUCUCCGCCUUCGCCAUGUCGCCCACCAGCGGCAUCGGCAUGCUGGCCAAGCCGCUACACUACGUGGGUAUCUUGCCGUUCUUCAUGAAGCUGGAGGGUCCCGACAAGUGUCGCCAGGGGGAGCAGCUAGGCCUGCGUGUGGCGGUGUUCAACUAUCAGCCCCAGGACAUCGAGGCGGUGGUCGUGCUGGCCAGUUCACCCGACUACAAGUUCGUGCACGUCGAGGAGAAUGGCAUCGUCCGCUCGUACAACCCCCGCACGUCUUUCGGCGAGCACCAGUUCUUCGUGUACAUCAAGGCGGGCGACGCGGCCGUGGUGCACAUCCCCGUGGUGGCGGCCCGCCUCGGCACCAUCAGGGUGGACGUGCUGGCCUCCACGCUGCAGGGACAGCACCGAGAACACAAAUACAUCACCGUAGAGGCGGACGGUAUACCUCAGUACCGCCACCAGUCGGUGCUGCUGGACCUGUCCAACCGCGCCUACGUGUUCCAGUACAUGCACGUGAACGUGACGGAGACUCCCAUCAUCCCGUACGAGGUGGACCGCUACUACGUGUUCGGCUCCAACAAGGCCAGGAUCUCCGUAGUAGGGGACGUCGUGGGCCCGCUCUUCCCCACCAUGCCCGUCAACGCCACCAGCCUGCUGGACUUACCGAUGGAUUCUGCGGAACAGAACAUGUUCAGUUUCGCGGCCAACAUGUACCUGACGCUGUACAUGCGGCUCAUCAACCAGAGGAACCGCACGCUGGAGAAGGAGGCCUUCUACCACAUGAACAUCCUGUAUCAGAGACAGCUGUCCUUCAUGAAGGCGGACGGAUCCUUUGGACACUUCAGGAGUGACUGGAACCAGUCGUCCUCGAGCGUGUGGUUGACAUCAUUCUGCGCUAAGAUAUUCCAGGAAGCUUCCUUCAAUGAAUGGGAGAACUACAUUUACAUCGAUCCCGAUGUGAUAUCUAUGGCCGUGUCCUGGAUCCUGGAGCGCCAGGCUCCGUGGGGCGCCUUCAUGGAGGUGCAUAGGGCGGCCGACCGGAACGCUAACAGCACCAUCGUCGUGCCGCUCGACUCACACCUGUACCGAGACGUUGGCAGCCAGCUGCAGGGAGUCAAGGCGAACAACUCUAUAAUACUACAGCGGAAUAUAACGCUCACGGCGCAGGUCGUCAUCACCCUGGAGUCUGUCAAGAACCUCAAAGACUUCGGGAUACGAGAGGGUCUGUCAGCUCGCGUGUCGACGGCGCAGCAGCUGGGAGUGUCGUGGUUGGAACGGAACCUGCAGCUCGUCCACGAGUUCGGCUCCCCGCUGACGAUGGCGCUCCUCUCGUACGCGCUCACCGCGGCCAAGGCGCCCUCCGCCGAGCACGCCUUCAGAUUACUCAAGAGGCAUCAGCGAUCCGAGGGUGGUCUGGUGUACUGGGGCAAGGAACCCGUGCCAGCUCCUCCAUACAAAAUGGAAAACCAGAAGCCCUUCCUGCUUCCUCGGCUGCCCUACAACUACGACUCCAACAACAUCGCCGCCACGGCCUACGCUCUGCUCGCCUGCAUGGACCAUCAGGACAACAACGAACCAAUCGUUAUGUGGCUUAAUUCACAACGUCUCAAGGAUGGCGGCUGGGCUUCCACACAGGACACGUACAUAGCCCUCCGCGCGCUGAUCGAGUACACCAACAGGAAGCGGCUGCGUGACGUGAGCUCGCUGGCGGUGAGCGUGGAAGCCGUGGCGCUGAGCGGCGAGCCCAGGACGCUCACCGUCAGGAACCAAGACCUCGCUACGCUACAGACAGUCGAUAUUCCCAGCGCUUGGGGUACAGUGAAGGUGACAGCUCGCGGCGCGGGGUACGCCAUCCUUCAGAUGUCCGUCCAGUACAACGUGGACACGCCGCGGUUCCAGACACAGCCCCCGCGCCCGGCCUUCGCCCUCCUCGCGCGCGCUCACUACUACGGCCGGAAUCAGUCGCACAUACACUACCAGACAUGCGCCAGCUGGACUCACCUGUCGGAGAGUCCGGUGUCGGGGCUGGCGGUGCUGGAGGCAGCUCUGCCGACCGGCUACAUGAUACAACAGCAACGACUUGACGGAUACGUCAUGAGUGGAACAGUUCCCAAACUACAGCGAGCCAGAUACCAGCCCGGGAAGAUUCUGUUCUACUUUGAUUACUUGGAUCACGAGUUGACCUGUGUGAACUUCACCAUCGAGCGCUGGUACCCCGUCGCCAACAUGUCGCGAUACCUCCCCAUACGAGUGUACGACUACUACGCACCCGAACGUUUCAACGAGACGAUAUUCGACGCUCUCCCCACUUACUUAUUGAACAUCUGCGAGGUGUGCGGCUCCUCGCAGUGUCCGUACUGCGCCAUCUACAACGCCGGGGCUCCGCUGACCGCCUCCGCGCUCCUGCUACUGGCGACCGUCGCCGCGAUCAUACGGAACGUACGAACGUAACCUCGAUAUAGUUAGUUACAUGAUAGAUAACACGAGACUUUAAAACAGCCAAAUAAUGAGCGUUACAUAGAACAUGCAAUAGACGACUUGCAGGAUUCUAUUUCUGAAUGAUCGUCCAAAUUUGGAAUGUAAAUUAGUAUUUUUAUAUGUUUGUAUAUCGUUCAACAUAGACGUAAGAAGAAAGUUAACAGACCACCGUCGCGUACACUUUUUAAAUAAUCAAACUAUUAAACAUCGUCUCAACCUGUCUGCUUUGUUUUUUGCUAAACUUACGAUCUGUACAAAAUAAACGUGACUUUUCCUUUUCUCCGUUCCAUCCCAGCGGUGUAUUAUUUUGAGUGUUCAUUUAGUUAAAUAUUUUGUAUAGGAUGUAAUGCCGACCUCUUCAUAUAACUUCAUCGGUAUAUUAAAUAAGUUUGUAACUACCACCUCCUGUGCCCAGGAGGACGAAUGUGUGCUACAUAACAUGUAAUAGUCUUAUAGCCGCUUUAAACUUUACCCUUAUAAUAUACACGAUUAGUACUUUAAGCCAUCACCAAGACAAAUGGGUCACUUCAAAUAUGUUUUAACAGCGUGGCUUUAUUAAUGUAUAAAACAGAAAAUUGUAUCUUCCAUAUGAAAAGAUUACACCAUAAGUUGCAUUUAAUGCAUCCUUGCCUUGUGUUCAAUCUUUGCCGAGGCAUGAUGCAUGUCUGUGUAAAUAAUUUAGACAGUUAGUGUUACUAGAUAAUGAAUUUUCAACGUAGCUUCUGUAAUUUAGCUGGAAUUAACAUUUAAUACUAAUAUGCAAUGUAUGAGUGUUUUAGUCGGAGGGAAUACGUCGAUCAGAAUGCCUUGAAGUCUAAGACAAUAUCAAAAAUUAUUAUUAUUAUAUACACAAUAUACAAAUUAUGAGAAUUUUUAACAAAAAUAUUUAUUAACUGAAUAAAAUUAUAUUAUUGUUCACAUAAUGAUCAGAUGAAAUUAUAAAGAUUAUAUUGAAUAUUCGUCAAUGAUAUGAAUGAAAUUUCUUAUUGCCGUCCAGAUCUAUUUAACGAGUAAGUAAAGAAAAUAUCAAAGGAAUCUCUGUAUAAUUAGUAAGUUAUGUUACUUAAUUAGUUUCCGUCCAAAAUUACCAAUGACUGAGUUUUUUUUUUACUUUUAUAUAUAUUUGUGUGUAAUUUGGUGUAAGUUUAUACACUAACGAUCGUGGUUAGUGUAGCCGAGUGAGCAUUUUUUGACUCUUCAUAGAUUUAUUUCCAAAUAAAAUAUGUACAAAAUA